AUGACGCCAUCUGCCCUGAGCAGUGACGAGAAACCUGUUCUGUCCUUUGUUGAAUGCGCUUUAGAACCGGCGAAACUUCGUUCACCGAAAGGAAGCGAUCCCGCCAGAUCGCCAAUGCACAUGAUCGCUCUGCAUACUUUUGAGGGGUCAAUGCCGGAUGGUUACAUGAACGCGCAUGUGUCAAGUCAUAGGACCCGUCGAUUGGCGAUAAAACCUCCGAAAGAUCCCCAGCCGCAGGUGCGCGGCGGUUUCCGACAUAUCUUCGAGACGGCAGACGAGGCGGUGUCAGAGUCAGGAGAACCUGAUGGUGGCUAUGCUAUGACAGCGCAUCAGACACGUGAGCUCAAUGGACGUUUAUUGGCCAAUGAACUCUUCGAGGCUCCCCGGCAAUCGCAACGAUGUUGUUAUAUUAUCCUUCACCCUGACUGGGGAAACAGCAGUGGAGAUAUCAUGGCCUGGGUACAGCAGCACCGACUUCGCCAAAGGGAAGCUUCGGGCGCUGGUACUGCACCACCAGCAUUUGCGAUCCAAAGAUAUUUCUCAGACGGUAUUCCAUUUGUCUGCUACUUGUCAUACAACCCCUGCUGA
Letharia columbiana is the source of this 588-nucleotide messenger RNA. RefSeq lists its product as uncharacterized. NCBI's taxonomy places the organism in Eukaryota, Fungi, Ascomycota, Lecanoromycetes, Lecanorales, Parmeliaceae. The coding region runs from base 1 to 588 and encodes 195 amino acids. The transcript is spliced from 2 exons. The record is from RefSeq and is a predicted model, not a curated record.